Messenger RNA from Pelobates fuscus (common spadefoot toad), 843 nucleotides. RefSeq lists its product as uncharacterized. The record is from RefSeq and is a predicted model, not a curated record. Bases 1 to 843 code for a protein of 280 amino acids. The transcript has a single exon. Lineage: Eukaryota; Metazoa; Chordata; Amphibia; Anura; Pelobatidae.
AUGUACGACUCCCGUCCUAUUGAUACAAUGUACGAUUCCCCUCCCAUUGAUAUAAUGUACGAUUCCCCUCCCACUGAUACAAUGUACGAUUCCCCUCCCAUUGAUACAAUGUAUGAUUCCCCUCCCAUUGAUAUAAUGUAUGAUUUCCCUCCCAUUGAUACAAUGUACGACUCCCGUCCUAUUGAUACAAUGUACGAUUCCCCUCCCAUUGAUAUAAUGUACGAUUCCCCUCCCACUGAUACAAUGUACGAUUCCCCUCCCAUUGAUACAAUGUAUGAUUCCCCUCCCAUUGAUAUAAUGUAUGAUUCCCCUCCCAUUGAUACAAUGUACGACUCCCGUCCUAUUGAUACAAUGUACGAUUCCCCUCCCAUUGAUAUAAUGUACGAUUCCCCUCCCACUGAUACAAUGUACGAUUCCCCUCCCAUUGAUACAAUGUAUGAUUCCCCUCCCAUUGAUAUAAUGUACGAUUCCCCUCCCAUUGAUACAAUGUACGACUCCCGUCCUAUUGAUACAAUGUACGAUUCCCCUCCCAUUGAUAUAAUGUACGAUUCCCCUCCCACUGAUAUAAUGUACGAUUCCCCUCCCAUUGAUACAAUGUACGACUCCCGUCCUAUUGAUACAAUGUACGAUUCCCCUCCCAUUGAUAUAAUGUACGAUUCCCCUCCCACUGAUACAAUGUACGAUUCCCCUCCCAUUGAUACAAUGUAUGAUUCCCCUCCCAUUGAUAUAAUGUACGAUUCCCGUCCUAUUGAUACAAUAUACGACUCCCGUCCUAUUGAUACAAUGUACGAUUCCCCUCCUAUUGAUACAAUGUAUGAUUCCCCUCCCAUUGAUAUAAUGUAA